AUGAAGUCACCAAGGAUGAGAGUCUCUGCUAAGUCAGUGUUACUGUCACACUGGCUCUUUCUGGCCUAUGUGUUAAUGGUGUGCUGUAAGCUGAUGUCCGCCUCGAGCCAGCACCUCCGGGGACACGCAGGUCACCACCAAAUCAAGCAAGGGACCUGUGAGGUGGUCGCUGUGCACAGGUGCUGUAAUAAGAACCGCAUAGAAGAGCGAUCGCAAACAGUCAAGUGUUCCUGCUUCCCAGGACAGGUUGCUGGCACAACUCGGGCCCAGCCUUCUUGCGUUGAAGCUUCCAUCGUGAUUCAGAAGUGGUGGUGCCACAUGAAUCCUUGCUUGGAAGGAGAGGAUUGUAAAGUGCUGCCAGAUUACUCAGGUUGGUCCUGUAGCAGUGGCAAUAAAGUCAAAACUACAAAGCAGUGGACCUUCAUGGAGUCCCUUGUUGGUGGACGAAAGAGAUCUAAAAACCUGAAGCUGCCCUGCAAGGUUGUAGACUUAGCCUGUGACUCUGCAAAGGCAGCAGCAACCUAG
Messenger RNA from Puma concolor (puma), 525 nucleotides. The record is from RefSeq and is a predicted model, not a curated record. Lineage: Eukaryota; Metazoa; Chordata; Mammalia; Carnivora; Felidae.